Molecule: messenger RNA, 4619 nt
Organism: Macrobrachium nipponense
Lineage: Eukaryota; Metazoa; Arthropoda; Malacostraca; Decapoda; Palaemonidae
Exons: 6
Coding region: 1864-3102 (412 amino acids)
Biological process (GO): cell differentiation; regulation of transcription by RNA polymerase II
Cellular component (GO): nucleus
Molecular function (GO): DNA-binding transcription factor activity, RNA polymerase II-specific; sequence-specific DNA binding
Source: RefSeq, a predicted model, not a curated record
UAUAAACAUUGCAAGAACUAGAGGCAUUGCUUAGUGCAUCUAGAAGUUGGUUGCCAUCAUAUUAUGCAUUUGCAAAGGGUGUAAUACCUACUACACUUGUGUUAAGGUGUUAUUCUAGGGUGGUUGUGUCUUUGUUUAAUGAGAAAUUGAGUAAUUAUGUAUAUAUAAGAUAUACGUAUAUAGGUCUAGCAAUGGCAUAUAUACCUAAAGGCUUCUCAGUGAACCGUAUGGCGAACAACCUUCUUAAAUUAAACAAAAGUACAUAGUAAAGAUAUUUACGUAGAUGAUUAAGCAAACAAACAAAUGAAUAAAUGAACGAAUAAAUAGAUAAUUAGAUAAACAGGUCACCAGAAGCAGAUAUAGACGUCUAUGGGAAGGCUCGUGGGGAAUUACUCCUCUCUUCCGGUGCGUUCAUUCACCAUCCUGUCGCGCGUCGUUCACGAUUGUCUUUUUUUUUUCUUUCUUUUCCUUCGUGGAACUUUAGAUAGAAAGCUUUCUUUACUCUUUCGCUGUCUUCCUUUCAUUCUAAGCCUCGUUUUGUUUACUUCUACCUUCGAGCAGAUCGAAAAGAAGAAGAAAACUGAAGGAAGGAAUCUUAGAGACUCAUUACUUCGGCACUCUCUCUCACCUUAGGCUCAUUUCCCAAAGGAAGGAUGCUUAGCUUAUGUCUUUGUUUGUUCUCACGGCUCGGUUUUGUUGUUUGUGCAGAGGACUAAGAAUGUUUUUUCGUGAGUCUCUUCCUUCUUUCUUCUGCUCUGUCCUCAAUUGGUUUAUUUGUUGACAUGUCGUUGUUUUGUGAUCCCAUUCACAGACCUUAUAAACGUCCGAAGUCCUCCACUGUCAGCCUCUUUCUCAGAUUAUAUGUCUAGUGUUCUAUUAAAUAAAAUUAAUGCUAAACAAGACGUCUAAAGCUGUAAAUAACAAGGGAAUUCAGUGUCACCUUAAAUGAUUUGAAAGCAGCACUAAAGAUAAAAGCUAUAAAGGGAAACAGUUUAAAUUUAAAUAGCUCUGCACCGGACAGCGUAGAGUGUGCGCGUAAUUGUGUUUGAGGCGCGCGCUCUUAGGGACCAGGAGGAACCACGAUGAAAUUUUGACAUGAAAACCAUGAUGUAAAGCUUUCGCGUUGGCUCUCUUUACGUUAAUUAACCUAUUUCUAAUUGGCACUAAGGCCGGGAGACUCCUCCUUAGUGCUUGACGUCAGAGUUUCUCCACUUGGACAGGACGCUCAUUUCCUCUCUUCUAGGAGAACUGAAGUUAUUAUGUAAACACUUACAUAUGUACAUCGCUCUUCCUCACGUCCUGGUUGACAUAAGGACAUGUUUCUUGAUUCGUUUAUCCUCUUUAUUUUGCGUUCUGGGUAAAAGGAGGCACUUGCUGGAGCUUGUUACAGACCCAGGCAACGACAAAGUAUAGGGUUUCCCCGCCAUUUUUGACGUUUUUUGACGGGCCUUAGCCAUAAGGACGAAUGUAUGGGUGCGCUUUUAGACUUACUGACGUGACGUAACUUCCUCUCCGACGUCCGUUGGGUCCUUUACAUAAAGAGCUGCCCAAAUUCUGGUCUUGGUCAUUCGUCUUGGAGUGCCCUUCGUGCGCUGUUAUCUUUCCCGCCCCAUCUGUGAUUCUGGGUCUCGAUCCAGACCUGUCCUCUAACUGGCGAUCAGCCUGGAAUCGACGGAAAAACCUCAGGGUCUGAAUUGAACGUUUUACAAGUACUACUACUACUACUACUACCCGGCCAUAUUGACACCAUCAGCAAGAAGACAAUACUGACAUUUCGUGUUUCUACGAUCAAUCCCUCUGGUUUAAUCGGGUUGAUCUGAUCAUCAAACCAAUCCUAAGCCUUGAGCAUUCGUUAAAAACGAGAUGGACUUCGGCGCAGGUACCCUUGAGUCCUCCCUAGGCGAGGAGUCCUUCCUGACUCAAGCGGUCAACCUCGACACCAUGUUCAGCACAUAUCUGACGACGCCUGCAGAGGGUUCCCAAGGGCCCGGCUGCGAUGAUGGCCUCUACUACCAGCAGCCUCUGGAAUACAGUGCCUGCAGUGGUGGCCUUCCUACCGCGGGAGGCCUCUACUACGUCGGGCAGGAGUCCUGUGGGGCGCCGGAAGACGAGGGGACUAAUAAUCAUUCGUACCGGAGGACGCCGAUCGCCGAGUGGCAGGGAGAGGAUUGUCUGAGCUGGGCCCUGUCCCUGUGCACCGAGAGAGGUCUGGAUGCCUCCUCCGCCCACAAUCUCUGGGGCCUGAGGAAGGCCACGGGCGCCGCCCUCCUGAGGUCCUCCCCCGAGGACUUGGCCGCCCUCGUGGGCAGUCAGUUAGGGCGCUUCCUCUUCCAGGAACUGCGGGCGAUGAUCAACAAGGGCGCCGGCAAGCAAUGGCACAGCCCCGCCCCCUUUUGCGACACCGCCCACCACGACGUAUCACUCGACACAGUGUCUUGUGACCCGAGGGAGGGGCUUGGGGCGACCCCGCCCCCUUUCGGAGGGUACGACGAUACCUCCUCCUCUUCUUCGUUUGGGGGAUACAGCGACGAGGAUCUGGCCGACCUGUUCAGGCGUGUCCCGCAGGAGGUGUGGGACCUUCUGCCGGAUUCCCUGCAGGAUUUCUCGAUGCAGGAUCAGCCGUUGCAGAUCAAAUAUGAAGAACCCUUAGCAGAGGCCUCCUAUCCUCUCCCUACGGCAUUGGGGCAUCUGGGGGGGUCAUCACCCCCUGUGGGAUUUGGCUCCCCUGUGCCAGGUCACCUGUCUGGGACACCAAAUGACGUCUUCAAGAAGAUCCCCACUAAUACCAGAAGGAAAGAGCGCGGCCCAAAGUCCUGGGAGUUCCUGGUCCGCCUCUUGGCCGACAAGCGAACGAAUCCUUCCGUCAUCCGCUGGGAAGACGAAGCGACAGCCACCUUCCGUCUGACCCAGCCCAAAAUCAUCGCCCAAAUGUGGGGCGGGAGAGCGGAUAAGCCCUCUCUCUCCUACGUCAAUUUCGCCCGUGGUCUCAGGUACCACUACAACACAGGCGCCCUUGAGCCCGUCUCCGAACGCCAGCUGGUCUACAGGUGCGGCCCAAAGGCCCUCAAGUACCUGCAGGAGCUGAAGAGCGAGUUGCCCUGAGAGGGGCGGACCUGACUGGCCUUCGUCCCUGAGACAUAUUCCCGUUUAAAUGGUAUUUGAUGAUUUAAAUGGCUAUGAUUAUUAGAGUAUUCAAAUUACAUUUCAGCUGUUUAGUGGUAUUUAACUGAUUUAAUAGCUAUUUAAAGAAUUUAAAUGGUAUUUAGAUAUUUUAAAUGACAUUUAUAUAAUUUAAAUGUCAUUCUAAAUUAUUUAAACAUCAUUUAAAGAAUUUAAAUGACUGUUAAAUUAUUUGAAUAGCUAUUAAAUUUUUUAAGGACAUUUGAAUGGUAUUUAAAUCAUUGGAAUGACACUGAUAGCCAUUAAAUGGCAUUUAAAUGGCUUAAAAGCCUUUAAAUGUCAUUUAAAUUGGAUUAAAAUACCUUAAAUGUUAUUUAAUGGCAUUAAAAUCCUUUAAAUGGCAUUAAAAUCCUUUAAAUGGCAUUAAAGUCCUUUAAAUGACAUUAAAUCCCUUAAAUGGCAUUUAAAUGACAUUGAAAUCCUUUAACUGACAUUUAAAUGGCAUAAAUUCCUUUAAAUGGCAUUUUAAAUCAUUUUCCAGACAUUUAAAUCCAUUCAUUGUCAUUGAAACCAUCCACAUGACAUUUGAAUCACUGUAAUAGCAUUCAGUCUGUUCCAACUUCCGGACCAGGGGUGCAUCAUGGUCCAAAAAAUGCGGUCCUUCUGAAAAAUGGUCUCGGGGACCAUCGUCUCUGUCGCAAUGGUCCUACCAAAGGACUCCAGCCUCCACCUACGCUUAUUAGUUAGUCACAUAAUUUAAGAUAUGAAUGAAUCUAUUCGUUUUUUUAAUUUAUUUAUUUAUAUGAGCUAAUGUCAUAAUGUUAAAGUGAUUUUUGUAAUAUGGGACGGUUUGAAUUAUGGAUGUCUUAAGGCCUGUCCACACUAGCGGGCAUACCCGUCGGGCACUUCCAGUGGUCUAUAUUUUCUCUCGCUUCUGGAGCAGUGUUACCAGACAGUCGCGUCAUUCUGGCUCCAUACUCUGUCGGUCAGUAUAGCGGAACGGGUUAUGGGAACCGUGUUUGCUCGUCGGGCGGUGCCCGCUAGUGUGGACAGGGCCUUAGAUUUUUACAUCGUCGCUCACUCAGGGAGCAAGUCUUACGAAAUACUUUAUUUUUGUUGUUGUUGUUGUUGGGGGAGGAGGGUUGGAAAGCCCUAUUGAAAAGCCAAAAAAGUGUCUGAAAAAGGUCUUUGGCGUUGAGUUAAAGAUACAGGAAUUUUAGGGUAGGAUAUUGAUGAUUUAUUUAUUAGAACGGAAAUGUUUAAACAGCACAGAACAAUUAUUUCUGAUGAAAUACAGCGUAUUUGAUGCUCGUUGUUGAAGCAACCCUCUAUUUGACCUGUAGGUUUUAGCGCACGGCCCGAGUAAGCUGGAGGGCGGAUCACGCCAAAUACAUUUUAAAUCUAAAAUCUCAGAUUUUAUUUUAGAUUUUAUUGAAGUCAGUGACUAUAAAAUAAUAUUUUUUAUAUUUAUUAGUGAAAUAUUAUUUAUAUUUAUAUAC